AUCUAAACAUUAGUUUGUUAUAAAAUGGCGGGCGAGAAGUUACGAACUCGACCUCUUGUGAAGUUUGAACUGCUUUAGAUGUUCGGGAAAAUGUGUCUGAUGAUUUUGAAGAACGAUUUAAGUGUAUGAAGCAUUGGAAACACAAUACAAGGAUAAUCUACUCAGCGUAAUCAGUUUCUUUGAGGAAACAGAUGUUUUAACGAGCUGUAAAAAUGGAUCAAGACAACCAUUAUCACACACAACAAGAUAUACAACUUAAGGACUUAAAACCAUGCAUGAUGGGUGACCUUCUGGAAUACUUUGAGGAGCGUGCCCGAGUGUUGGACAGCAUGGCUCCGACAAUUCAAACCUCGGCCGCCAUGUGUAACCCUGACUUCAUCUCCUGUAUCACCUUCAAUGGCAUCCCGAUACUGCCACCUGUGCUAACAGCUCGUCGGCGUGAGGAGAUGCAGGAAUACAAGCGCCAGGCCAUGCGUCGCAAUUACCAGCGUAAGACACGCCAGCGAGAACAGAUGAACGCGCGCCUUAGUUCUCUGGUGAAGGAUGUAGAGAAAAGUUAUUCUCUAAAGUCUCGGGUCAGCCUUCCCCGUACCGUUGGUCUAUCCAAACUGCUCGAAAAGAAUGCAUCAAGAUGGACUGAAGUGAAACAAUCAGAAGAACAGGAAGUUCCAACAAGGGACAUAACUCCAAAAACACAUCAGAGUAAAACAGUAUCUUCAAAUUCAGCAGAAGUCAGUAAAGUUACAAAGGCCAAAGUUGAAAGGUCAAGUCGUCCAGCAGAGAUCAAAUCUAAAAUUUCUUCAAAAGCACGACGAGGGCAUCGUUCAGGAUCACAAGGAUCAGAUGAUGAUGUAAAAAGUGAAAUGACAGUGUUGGUAAAAACACAUAGACAUAGGAGAAGUUCUGAAGGAGAGAAAGAUGACCCUAAAAGUGAGCCAAUUAAAACCAAAAAUAAGCACAGAAUUCCAGUGCCAGAAAAAAGUAGGAAAAACAGUGGUGCAUCUCGAAAAACUAAACCAGCCCCUCGUGGUGGGAACAGCAUUGAUACCUUAAGGAGGUCAAGUUCAUUAUCUUCCCUACCAAACUUGGCAAAAAUUCAAGGGGUAAAUGCUCUGUCCAUACCCAAACCUCCUUCGUCUCAGAUGACUGAACAACAGCAGGCAAGACAGUUGUCUCUUCGGCAUUACUCCAAUUCUCAACCUGACCUCAGAACACUCAGUGCUGAAAAUAUCACAUUUUCACCACCGACCCGUCGCUCACACAGCAAGGACGAUAUCAAUGAUCUAGACAAUGCAGGUAUUGUGUCGAUGUCCCGGGAACAAAGUAUGUCUAAUCCGGAUUUACCCCAAUCUUCCUCCAGUUCUGACAACCACAAGGCUACAACUGGUCUUCAGGGGGGAAAGUCUGGAAAGGAUUCCACCCUCAUUUCUGGAAACAUCCAGGAUAAUAAAAAGGAUACAAAGAAGAAUGUUGAUAGUAAAAAAUUGAAUGUAGGUGCCAAAUCAAAAGUGAACUCGGAAUCGGAACAGAAAAGACAAAUAACAAGUGCCACAAAGAAGCAAGUUGAACAAACUCAGAACAGCUCACAAACAACUUCAAGAAGUGCAAGGACAUCUGAACAAUCAGAAACGUCGGGAAGUGGGACAGCGAGUGCAGACUUUCCAUCAUUGGAGGGGUGUAAUUCUCUCCCUCAUGAGAUUGAUGGACUACGUUUCACAUCAGUGCGACAACAACACAUAGGCCACACACUGGACAAAUUGUCCAAAGUUUUGAACAUGGAAGAAACGCUUAGUACUCUAAACUCAACGUCAAGCAAUGAAAUACAAGAAAACAUUUCCAGACUGCGGCAGUCAGCCCAAUCUUCACACGUUGGCUAUUCCACACAAUCAUCAGUUCAAAGUCAGCAGAGCUUUGAUCAUGCAGGUGGUAGGCGAGGUAACACCUCACCCCAAACCAAUUUACGGAAUCCGACAGAAACGCCAUCACCAAAAACUUCAGACUCCAGUGCACCUGCAUCUACCCCCAGCUCAGCAGAGCAGUCCUUUGGCAGUAACACCAGUGGUAGUAGUACUGCGAGUCACUCCCGGGUCGGCAGUAACACCAGUGGUAGUAGUAAUGCGAGUCACUCUCGGGUCAGUGCCGUAUCUGCCUCCACUAGAAGCUCUGCAAGUUCAGUGACAGGAAGUCAAUCUGGGGGUGUGCCAAGUCGUAGAAUGAGUCCCAAGGGUUUGAAAAAUGCAGUACAUUUCGCUCCCUUAGUGACAGAAAUAAGCACUAGUGCUAGUCAAUCUUUGGAAGAUAAAAUAUCUGUAAGAAAGUUGGAUGUCACACCAACUAAUAGUAUACAGUUUGAUUCUGGUGAACAGGGACAGAUCAGUCGGACUGGACAGGAAGGAAGUAAUUUGGCUAGGAACAGAACAUCUGACAGUGGUAGUGUACCUCCAAGUGUCCAUGUCACCAUCCAAUCCUCGGAGUCCAUGUUGAGUAAAGUGGCUCUGAGCCCCGAGACAGAUUCACCCCAGACUCCAAAUGAUGGUUUGAUCAACAACAUGCCAUUUGAGACCUAUGGACAGAGUGUAGAGGGAGAGAUCAAUACGUCAGACAAGGAAAAUGAGUUGCGUACACAACCUCAGGGAAGAUCACAAAUCCCUGGUAGAUAUAUUGAUGCAGGCCUGAGAGGACCUAGCAGGAAUAUGGAUCAACUCCUGGUGAAAUCUCAGAACUCAGAUGACGGGUCACAAACCAGUACCUUAAAAGGAAGCCAAGAUCUACUAGGAGAACGGUCAUCGGUGAGGCAGGAAAUGGACCCCCAAAGGGCCACUGAAUAUCAGUCUACAGAUACGGUCAGGAAUGCCAUUGUCCAUUCUCAGGGCCAACAGACGAGGAGUACAAAUGUUAAUCCUAGGAUAGCUGCCCAAUCCCAGCCUGUGAUGGGAAGAAGUUCCGACGAUACGCUGAGAUCAACUCAGGAAUCAAGCCAUCCAGCGAUCAGAGGGAAAGUUCCUGUCAACAUCAGUGGGAAGUCCUCUUAUGUAUCACAGCAGAUUUACGAUCUUCAGCAGAAAAGCAAACAGGAUGUGGCUCAACAGCAAGCUCCGCCCAUUUUGACUCGUCCAGUGGCUCACACACAUGCUGGUACCUUUAGUCAAGUCCCCAAUACCAAGGCUGCCGAGCGAACGGUCAGCAGAGGGUCACAGCGUAAACUUAAUAUGGGUGCUGGUACAAAUGUGAACUGCCUUCCUCCUAAAAAUGUAACUGGUGAUUCGGACGGAGAAAGGGAGGCAAAAGCUGAACACAUUCAGAAAUAUUUGAACCACGUACAACGCCACUCGCUGGAGGCUGAUGCUGACUCAGCUGAAGAUUCAAAGCGCGCUAAUGUCAAAAAGAAUUCUCCAAGCUUGCAAGAGCCAUUCGAUCUACGCUCCACCAUCCAGUCAUUCACAUCUAGUCUGCAAUCUUUGAAUCAAACUGAUGAGGAGGAAUUGUUGAGGAUACAAGCCGAACACUUUGACAAAUUGCGCAGGCAUUUGAUAGAUCAACAGAAACAUCAACUUGAGGAGUUGUUUGUUCAUCAGCGACGAGAACAAAUGGUGCUACAAACAGACAUUGAGAAAUACCAAAGUCAGCUGCAGGAACAGGAAGAGUUCCUCUCUAAAAACUCACCUUCCACCAGUUACAACAAUCUCCCUGGCACCCAACAGGUACCGGUAGCCUAUGGGCAGUCUUCUCAAGAUCCAACACAUCAACUUCAGCCUCCUGACAACAAGAACAUUCCGAGUCACUUCCAGUCACAUCAUCCAUCACAGUCUCACUAUCAUAUACAAACAAGUUCACACCCAAAUACACAAUCGAAUUCACAGACACAUUCACAAUCAAAUUCCUAUUCACACCCUUAUUCAAAUUCACAUUCAUUUUCACAGUCUGAUUCUUAUUCUCAUCCACAAUCCAAUUCACAAGCAAAUAUUCAGCCUAAUCUGCCCUCUCAACAUCAACCACAAGUACAUCCUCAGCAUCAGCAACCUAACCCCCAGCAGCCUAAUAUUCCCCUUCAGUCAAACAUCCCCCAGCAGCAGCCAGGUCCAGCCAGCCAGUCCUAUCAGCAGAGCUAUCCAUACCAAGAGCAGUAUGUCCAAAGGACUAAUCCGCACCCUGGAUACACACAGCAGCAAUAUACAUCCUAUGACACAGCAUAUUCGACAGACCGUGGCAGUUAUCCCCAUGGUCUGUCGCAUGCGUCUACUAAAGUGUUACACCCAGCUCAGGCCCAGGGUCAGACACAAUAUGUGUCCCAGUCUAACUAUCAUCAGCCUGUAGAUAUACAAGAUCCCAAUUAUUUCAGACACCCUUCCACCCAGCAUCCACCUCCUGACACCCUCAGACAUAAUCAUCCACCACCUCCUAAGUACUCCCAGCAUGAUCCACGCAAACUUAACGGCAAUCCGUACGAAUUACACAACAAUGGAAGAGAUCCACGGAACCCGUUGUCCAAUCCACAAGGCCAUAACGAUCAGGGCGAGUCCUACCAGUCUCCACCACGUGACGAUGCCAACACCAGUCAUCAGUACUCAUAUGUACCAAGUCCUAGUCUGUAUUAUAAUCCGCGAGAUAAUGGCUCGGACAUCAGCACCUUCAGCAAGGCCACGCCCAAACAGAGUCUCACAUUCAACAAUCACUCCACGCCCACACCAAAGAUCCACAAACCUGUGCUUCGGUCGCCGAUCAAGCAGCCUUCCCUUGCUUUUUCUGACCAGCAUGUGGUUGUACCUGAAUUGGCAUACAAUGCGAACCUGAAGCGAUGUUUUGAUAGAGUGUCGGCAUGUGUCCGAGGUUACCUCACACGGAGACUUCUACGCACAGAGAAGGUCCAGGAGAUUCUCAAAACCAUCAAGGAUACAAAAGAUUUUGCAUAUCAAUUCCAAGCAGAGACACCAAUUAAACGAGGGGAUUUCUCCUCUUCAGACCGACAUCUUCUUGACCGGAUCAUAGCUCAGCUGCAGGCAGCUCUGUUGGACGUUCAUGAGAUUUUUUUUGAGAUUCCGGUUUGGGAAAGGAUGAGUUUGAUUGCCCAGUCCCGCCAGGCACAGGAGGAAAAACGCCUCAGGGAAAGUACUGGGACAAGAUCAAGUGUAUCCAGUUCUCAUCCGAGGAUCAGCUCGGCCACACUCAAAGCUAUUGAGCGCAAACGCAAGCAAGAAGAGGAAGUUGCAGUGUCUGCAGACUCAAGACCUAGGUCUGCCCCACCUCCAGUUGGCAAUACAGCAUUUCCUUCCUCGUACGGCAAUGUUCCCUCACAGGUCGCAACUCAGGCACGCAUUAACUCCCAAAACAAUGCCCGGCCAAAUGCGCAAGUUCACGCCACAAUUAUGGAUCAGCGAGCUUUGAGGCCACUGCCAGGUCAAGGUCAGAGUAGCCAAACCCAAGGUCAGACAUCUCGGAUAACCACAAGACCAAAAGAGAGACCCCAGACUGCUCCUAACCAGACAACAGGAAAUACAGCCCCCCAUCCAUACCUCAUUGCCAAGUCCAAAAAAUCAAGUAUCCCCUCAUUCAAAGACAAACAAUCCAACAAAAUCACUUCCAAUUCAAAGUCAGCCAGUACAUCAUCAACAGCAACAACUGCCGCCAAGAAUAAACCUGCGGGGUCAAAGAUCAAACCGAAAACAACAGACAAGGCCUCAAAAGCAUGGAGAGGUUGAACAAAGGGGGAGAACUUUGUAGCAAGAGGAACUUGAUUACCUCAAAAUGUGCAACAGGAGACCCAUGAGCACUUGAUCAAUUUUAACAGAAUUUAACAUUGAUAGAUUGGACCAUGAAAUAGUAAUAAUAAUAUACAACAUUUAUAUAGCGCCCUAUAUAAUUUGUAAAAUUACUCUUAAGCGCUU
Molecule: messenger RNA, 5882 nt
Organism: Mizuhopecten yessoensis (Yesso scallop)
Lineage: Eukaryota; Metazoa; Mollusca; Bivalvia; Pectinida; Pectinidae
Product: protein split ends-like
Exons: 15
Coding region: 213-5696 (1827 amino acids)
Biological process (GO): centrosome duplication; centriole replication; regulation of cytokinesis
Cellular component (GO): centriole
Source: RefSeq, a predicted model, not a curated record